Gopherus flavomarginatus (Mexican gopher tortoise) is the source of this 3793-nucleotide messenger RNA. It is a transcript of the gene SUSD4, whose product is annotated as sushi domain containing 4. The transcript is spliced from 9 exons. NCBI's taxonomy places the organism in Eukaryota, Metazoa, Chordata, Testudines, Testudinidae. Gene Ontology annotation, biological process: negative regulation of complement activation, alternative pathway; negative regulation of complement activation, classical pathway. The record is from RefSeq and is a predicted model, not a curated record. Bases 113 to 1585 code for a protein of 490 amino acids.
GCAGCAGCAGCAGCAGCGGUUCGUGCCUAGCUGGGGGAGGCAGGCAAGGAGGCUCCAUGCAGGCGGGCAGCCCUCAGAUUAUUGUAAACCGAAUGCCCUUUGUGGAUAAAAGAUGUAUCAUGGAAUGAACCCGAGCAGCGGGGAUCCGUUCCUAGAGAAGCAGCAGCAGCAGUCCCCGGCCCCCCGGAGACUCUUUGUGGUGGUCUUGUGGCUUCAGCUGGCUCUGUGUUUCGGCCCUGCACAGAUCACAGGCGGAUUUGAUGACCCCCAUGCUUGUGCUGAUCCUGGAGUCCUUGAACAUGGAUACAAGACACCCAGUGCAGGUGUUUUCUUUGAAAGUGCUGUGGUCCGGCUUCACUGUCAAGAAGGAUACAGGCUUAAGGGUCCUUCAAAAAAGAUUUGUGUGAGACAUUUUAAUGGCUCCUUGAGCUGGAAACCAAGCGAUAAACCUGUGUGCCUACAAGAAGUCACAGAUUGCCUUGCUCCACAUGUUGAAGAUGCAGAGGUUCAUAACAAGACAUACAGGACUGGAGAUAAGUUAAUAAUCAGUUGUCAUGAAGGAUUCCAGAUCCGUUACCCUGACUUAGACAACAUGGUUUCAAUAUGUCAAGAUGAUGGAAUGUGGGAUAAUCUGCCCACUUGUCAAGGUUGCCUGAGGCCAUUGCUUCUUCCUCAUAGUUACAUUAACAUAUCUGAAUUCGAGUCCUCCUUCCCAGUAGGAACAGUGGUAUAUUACCAGUGCUUUCCAGGAUAUAAACUAAAGGGGACAGAGCUCCUUGAGUGCAUGUAUAACCUUAUCUGGUCACAUAGCUCACCUAGAUGCCUUGAUGUGGAAGUUUGUCCACUACCUCCAGUGGUGAUUCAUGGAGAUUAUAUUUGCCAUCCACGGCCUUGUGAGCAUUAUAACCAUGGAACUGUGGUUGAAUUCUAUUGUGAUCCUGGUUACACGCUUACCAAUGACUACAAAUACAUCACCUGCCAAAAAGGAGAAUGGUUUCCCUCAGCUCAAGUAUACUGUGUCAGAACAGAGCAAACGUGGCCAAAUACACAGGAAACCCUCCUGACUACAUGGAAAAUAGUGGCAUUUACUGCUACCAGUGUUCUGCUGGUACUUCUAUUGGUUAUUCUAGCCAGGAUGUUCCAGACCAAAUUUAAGACGCAUUUCCUUCCAAGAGGUGCCCAGGAGAGUUCCACCAGUGACCCCAACUUCGUAGUAGUGGAUGGUGUUCCUGUCAUGCUGCCUUCCUAUGAUGAAGCUGUGAGCAGUGGUUUGAAUUCCUUGGCACCAGGAUACUCAUCUCCUGCAGGCCAGGGGCAUGUUUUGCAGACAGAAGAUCAGAACCCUCCAGCUUAUCCCGGCCCAGGAGAUACAGACACAUUACCUGCUGAAUUUGAGAGCUGUGAUAGCAUAUCAGGCUCCUCCGAUCUUCUCCAAAGUUUAUAUUCAUCUUCUGUGUGCCAAAUGGGUGUGCAUCCUAUUUCAGAUAGAACUGAGGUGAUCAAUAGCACCACUGGGGAGGCUGCAUCCACAAGCCCAAGUAUCGAUAUUGCAGAUGAAAUUCCAUUGAUGGAAGAAGACCCUUAACCAGCACAACAUUUUUUCAUUAUAUGAUCGCACUAGGCAAAAUGAAUCAUGCACAUAUAUAUACAUACAGGUAAAGAGAUAAAAAGACUAUUUAAAGAUUUUUCCUAUUUUUUGAUCUUCCAUUUGAUGUCACCAGAUUGUGUGCACAUCUUAAUCAACUGUGUGGUUAGCAGCAUGAGCAAUUGAACAGCAGGUUUGUGAAAUGAAUCCUGGUGGUUUGAUGAGACCAUUUGUAAAAAAAAAAAAAAAAAAAAAGAACUGUGAAUUCUUGGAACUGAAAUAAACGUAUCUCUGCAUCGCAGGAAGUCGGAUGAUUCUGUGGAAACAUUGUUGAAUUUUGAUACAAGUACUAACUGCCUCACGAAAGCAUGUCAGAUUGUGUAGAUUUGCUUAUAAAGGCUGCUCUAUACUAUCUGUGGACCCUGGUUUAUGAAGGAUUAUUAUAUAUUUUUUUUAAAAUCAGUGUUGAAAUCUGAAAAAAGAAAACAAACUCCUUGGAAUUUCCUGUAUUAACCAGGUUUUUAAGAGGAAGCCAUUGUUUUAUUUCUUGCUCACAUCAUUUCAGACCUUGUCUGCAGAGACCAUAACAGAAGAGAUGCGACUCUUAUAAAUUUUGACAUUAAGAUAAAAAUAAAUAUAUCUGUAUCUAUCUAUCUAUAUAUACACUCUCACACACACACAUUCUUUUAAAGAAAAUUAGAAAGAAAGGGAAAGAUGAUCUGGAGCUUUUUUUUUUUAAGUAAAGUAGGAUUUAUAUAAUAUAUAAUGUUCAGGGUAAAGUAUCAAUAUUUGUAUUUAUGCAGCACUUCUACAUUACAUUUGAUAAAUCCUGUUAUUUAAUGAAUGGAUUUAGAAAGUGUUAAAAUAACAAGGUCAUGAUGAAGGAGGUGUUAAACGACUGUCUUGUUUCUCCAUUUCUUACACCAUCCCAUACAAAUAUACAUAGAUUUUUCUACCGCCAAAACCCAAAGCAUUACAGUGUCCUUACUGUAUGGGAUAGUACUCUGGGUCAUUACUGUACUAUACCAUAGUACCUUUUUAAAAAAAAAUAAGGGACAUUACAUGUAUUUCAGUGCUUUUCUGAGUCACCAGCUUGUAUCCAGUUGACCUUCAUAGAGUUUGUUAUUACUAAUCAAGUGCUCUGCUACCAUGUUGGCUUCCAUGCAGGAACAUUUGAAAGGAAAUAAGGAAAUGGAGUCAGCCUUAAAUGCACUCAUCAUGGGUACAAAUAGACACCGUGGUUUUGUUUAAAGAAAAUGCACGGUGCUCAGAGUGCUGUUGAAAUUGGAUUUCCUCCUUUGCAAGAAUGGAACAGCAGGCUUCCUGAUCCACUUGUGGCUCCAUUUCUCUCCUUCUCCUCAUGUGGAGCUGGGGCACAAUCUAACCACUGCAAACAAAUCCUGUAUCUAUGGUAUAUUCCUGGGGGAUUAUGUGAUACAUUAUUUGUAAGGAAUAUUCCUCCCUGCUUCAACAUGGCUAUUCAUUUGCCAAGCAAAUUUCCCAUCUCAUUUCUAGCAUGGCACAAGUGAAAUAAGAACCUUAUGUUAAGUUUACAAUGGUUUAAACAAUAACUCACUGUUAUCUUGACUGAGACAGAAUGUCAUCUGUGCAGGCUGGCUGAAAGAAAGAAAGCAAUAUAGCAAUUAAAUCUAGUUUUAACUGCAGUAGAACAAAUCAGAAGCAUUUCUGUUAUCAGUAGAGUCACUCCAGAUUACACUGUUAUUUUCAUUUAUUUAUUUAUUAAUUUGUGUUGUGAGAGCAGCUAGAGGCCCCAGACAUCAAUCAGGGCCCUAUUGUGCCAGGCGCUGUACAAACAUAGAAGGAGGAGAUGGUCCCUGCCCUGAAGAGCUUACAGUCUAACUAUAUGAUGAGACAGUAGGUGGAUACAGCAAACAGGGAGAGGGAGCAGUGUAACAUUGAGACAAUGGUUGUUAUGAUCUCAAUUGUCCCAGUCUAACUAAGAUCAGAAUCUCUAAAGCAUGGUGUUGAAAGGUAAGAGGCAUACAGUAUCAUCUUCCAUUGUUUGCUUAAAUGAGACCUGCAAAUUGCUUUGACAGUUCUCUCAGUUGUAUCAAUAUCUAUGAGAUUUCCUCCAUGCGCAGGCCAUUUCCACAGUAUCCAGCUGUGCUUGUAUUGCCAAUUGCUGGUUCAGUUUGCCAUCCCAGCAUAUAUACUGUGUGGGUGCCGUGAUAUCAAGCAAGGAAGACC